UUCAAGUGUCUCAAAUUGAAAAUUGAAACAAGUGGAAAUAUUGACCCAAUUGCCCUGCCCACAGGUUUUACAGAGGAGACACAGCUGGACACUGCACUUUUAUGUACAUAUUUAUUUAUUUUCUGAUGGAAACUGAAAUGCCACAGGCUGCUGUCAGAGCUCAGUGUCCUGUUUGAUUUCAUCCCGUUUUUUAGGGGAGUCAGAUGGCUUUUAAUGUUGGUGGGGGUGUUUUGUUCCUGUAAGCCAUGUGUGUUGAAGAGGUGUUUUAAUAAGGAAGUUGACUACUUUUUCCCCCUCCCCCUCCCUUCAGUGAAGAGAAAGUGAAAAUCUUGUGCUACUAGUUUUUGAAGUGUUGCGUGUGUAGACCUGGAAACCUGAUAUCCCUUGUAAAUAUUAGUGGGGUUAUGGUGGUUUACUGUACUGUGAAUUACAAAUGUUAACUUUUUGUUUUCAUUUUCAUUUGAUAAAGUUUUACCCCUUUAAAAGCACCUUAUUGAUUAGAUUAUCUUUUUUGAUUUUCUUGAUCACAGGUGGCAGUUGGGGGGAGGGAACAUAAGUGCCCUGAUCAUGUAACCUGAGUACUGUUUUUUUGUUUUCUGACAAAGGUCUCUUUAGUCUGUGCUUAUUUUGAUGCAGCGUCCGCAUUUAGUUGGUAACCAUGCUAUUUUCGGUGGCUCAGUGGUCUGUUAAAAGUGUGGUUGUUCCGCCCAGCAGGAGUCUUGCUUCAGACUGGCCUAAAAUGGGCAGAAAUGGUGCUGAACAAAAGCUGCUUGUCGCUCGUACAAAAGUACUUGAAGCGUUGCAGCCGGGACCAAGCUGCAUUGCUAUUGCCUGUGCCUCUCAACAGGAAAGACAGUCAUCAUGUUCCCGAAGGGCACCAAGCGCAAGUUUUCAGACCCCGGAGAGGAGCCGGUUUCUAGCGGUGACCAGAGCCCAGCAUCUUCAUCUGCAGCAGCCCGGACGCUGUCGUCCUCUUACAGCUUGCAGCGGCAGUCGCUGCUUGACAUGUCACUGAUCAAGCUGCAGCUCUGCCACAUGUUGGUGGAGCCCAACCUGUGCCGAUCGGUGCUCAUAGCCAACACAGUGCGACAGAUCCAGGAGGAGAUGACCCAGGAUGGUACCUGGCAGAUAAUGACCCAGGCCCUGGCGGCUGCUCAGUGCCCCGCUGACCGCCUGGUGGCCACUGAAGUGCUGUGCAGGCAGACUGACGCGGCAGCUCAGGCUGCGCAGAGCCCAAAGCCCUUCUCUGUGGUCGGUUUAGAGGAAGGCUACCACUCUGAGGAAGUAGUAAUGGAGGGAGAUGUGGAGGCAGAGGUCACGAUGUCCACUUUGUCACCUCUCCCCCCUCAGCUGUCCUCAACCUCUUACCUGGCAGGUCCCUUUGGCAUGACGCCCUGCUGGGAGGAGGAAGAAGACGAUGGCGGCUGUGAAGAGGACGAAGAGGAGGACAGCGAGGAGUGCGUGUCAGAAGGAGAGGAAGGAGACCGGGACGACCUUAGCGCAGAUUCCAGGACAGGGGAGCAGGUUUUUGGGACUUUUGAGAUCAAGCAUCCAGCACCACCUCCUGACCCUGCACUCGAGGAACUGUUUUCAGAUGUGGACCCGUCCUACUAUGACCUUGAUACAGUGCUAACAGGCAUGCAGAGCACCCCAAAAAUAGGGCCUUACGAUCUGCUGGAGAGCCUGUCCUCUCACGGGCCCACCGCCCUGAGCUCUAGCUCGAGUUGCAGGUCAGACCUGAAUGAACUGGACCACAUCAUGGAGAUCAUUGUGGGAUCCUGAAACAUGGAACAUUUCUUUGGCCUGUACUGAUCCCACAUACUCCUCCAGACUAUGCACAGCACACGUGCAUGUUCGGUUUGUGGUAUUGUUACAGAUUGUUGAAGGAUUUUAGGGCAAGGUGGGAAACUAACAAACUUCAUAGAUUUUUUUCUUUUUCUUUAAAAAAUAAAUGAUAAAUUGGCUGUUACAGAUAUACGUGGUCUCCUUAUAGACUCUUGGGCAAAUAAGCUGCAAUUGGAAUUUGGAAAUCUGAAAAAUUUGGGCUUUCACACGGCUUCCAGGCCCUGUGAGCACAGCAGUUAUUUUCCCACUUUGAUGAAUUUCUAGAGUUGAUAUUUGCAAGAAGGCAAAGAUAAUUACCUAUACCAUGAUGCAUUCUUAUUUACAUAUUUUCCAUGUUUAUGUCUGCCAUACAUUGUCAUACUCGCACCGUCUGGUCGUAUUAUCCGCCUUUAUGUCCUGUUUUAUUUAUUACAUGGACCAAGGAACAAUACACCACACUACAUGCAUCAGAAAACAGAACAAAUUGUAAAUCCAGAUUUAUGAAUCAAUGCAUAUUUUCCUAGAGAUUUGAGCAAUUAUGAAUGGAAUAUAUGUAUAUGUACGUAUGUGUAUAUAGAAAUAUAUUUUUUGCAUUAUACAGCUAGGGGAUUUUGCAAGCAUCAUUUGGUGUUAUUAUUAUUAUUAUUUUUUUCCUCCCAAGCUGUUUUUAAGAUUUUAAUGUAGCCAGACGAGACAGUGUCUUCCCAUGGUUUGGUAUUCUAAGUCGACUGUAACGUGUGCCAGGACCGGCACCGUCACGCUUCACAGACGCUGUUCUCUCAUUUUCUGAAAAGCUUUAUGCAGAGCAGGGAAAUUACUUCUGGCCACCAACCAAAAUGUGGGUCAGGACUUGUUAAGUGGUUACACUAAUUUUACAGUACCUACUUGAUAAAUGAAGUAAUUUUUACUGCUUUGAUUUCCAUACAGAUCCAAUAACAAUAAGAAGCAGCUUUUUCCUGAACCAGGAAAAACUCCGGGCUGAUAACUGCAUCAAGAAGCCAUAUUUCUUCCUCCCAUUUGUUUUUACAAAUGAAGAGUUCUGUGUAUUAACCCAUCUAAUUUAUUGUUUUAUUUAUUGUAUUUAUUUUAUCUAGGUACAGACAUGCCAUAUUGACUUAUCAAUUCAACCAUGAGGCCCGGUGAAAUUAUAUUUAUCCUAAUUUUGCCUUCCAUUUUCAAUGCAGUACCUAUUUAUUGCUUCUUUUUUUUUAAAUUCUCAUUAUAAGGAAUAAUAUUAAUGACCGGGUUAAUAUUCAAAUUACUAUGCAGCUCUGUCAUACAUGUUUCCAAAUGACUGUAGACAACUCAAAUGUCCUUAAAAUCCUUUAUGCAAACGGUUGCCUUUCUUCUAAAUAUGUGGAAAAUCAAAUGCAUUUUUAUCAAAAUUGUUCCGUACAAGAGAGAUUUGACUCAGGCAAAACAAAUGUAUUGACUAAGAUACAGUAUUACCACGCGCUGAAUACCUUACCACAACACUCCUGAAGGAUGUCACUCUAGUCUGAAUGGGAGCUAGAAUUUCAAAGACUAAUUAUCAUUGUAAAAUAUAUGCAUUUUUUUAUAUUAAAACAUUGUAGCAUCUUUGUAAAUAUUUUUUAUAAUAAAAGGUGCAACUAUU
Molecule: messenger RNA, 3439 nt
Organism: Melanotaenia boesemani (Boeseman's rainbowfish)
Lineage: Eukaryota; Metazoa; Chordata; Actinopteri; Atheriniformes; Melanotaeniidae
Gene: cdca4
Product: cell division cycle associated 4
Exons: 2
Coding region: 862-1782 (306 amino acids)
Cellular component (GO): nucleus
Molecular function (GO): transcription regulator activity
Source: RefSeq, a predicted model, not a curated record